Panicum virgatum (switchgrass) is the source of this 1528-nucleotide messenger RNA. RefSeq names its product derlin-2.2. Gene Ontology annotation, molecular function: ubiquitin-specific protease binding; misfolded protein binding. Lineage: Eukaryota; Viridiplantae; Streptophyta; Magnoliopsida; Poales; Poaceae. Gene Ontology annotation, biological process: endoplasmic reticulum unfolded protein response. Gene Ontology annotation, cellular component: Hrd1p ubiquitin ligase ERAD-L complex; endoplasmic reticulum membrane. The transcript is spliced from 7 exons. The coding region runs from base 174 to 782 and encodes 202 amino acids. The record is from RefSeq and is a predicted model, not a curated record.
AUCUGCGUCCUCCAGGAAAGCGAAACCCCCCCUCCAUCUCCACCCCAUCUCCAUCUCCAUCCCCUUCGUCGCGUCUGCUCCAACCGCUCCCUCCUUGAUUUGAUCACGGGCCGAUUGGGGCCGAUUAGAGUUUACGAGAGUGAGGGGGAGGUAGGGUUCCGCUCCCGCGGGAGAUGGCGCAGGCGGUGGAGGAGUGGUAUCGGCAGAUGCCCAUCAUCACGCGCUCCUACCUCACCGCCGCCGUCGUCACCACCGUCGGCUGCACCCUCGAUAUCAUCUCGCCCUACCACCUCUACCUCAACCCGAAGCUCGUGGUGCAGCAGUACGAGAUCUGGCGCCUCGUCACCAACUUCCUCUACUUCCGCAAGAUGGAUUUGGAUUUUAUGUUCCACAUGUUUUUUCUUGCACGGUACUGCAAGCUUCUCGAGGAGAACUCAUUUAGAGGGAGAACUGCAGACUUUUUCUACAUGCUCUUAUUUGGUGCUACUGUCCUAACUGGCAUUGUUCUAAUUGGAGGGAUGAUACCUUAUGUUUCUGAGACAUUUGCCAGAAUUCUGUUCUUGAGCAAUUCACUGACGUUCAUGAUGGUUUAUGUCUGGAGCAAGCACAACCCCUUCAUCCACAUGAGCUUUCUGGGCUUGUUCACCUUUACUGCUGCCUACUUACCUUGGGUCCUUUUGGGCUUCUCUAUCCUUGUUGGAAGCAGCACAUGGGUGGAUCUCUUGGCUACUGUCAUCUUGAUUCAAAUUGUCGGACUGUACGGAAUCAUGAGCUUCAUUUGAGCACACAUGAAUGAUUGAACUGCAGGAGUCUUGUGUAGUUUGCCUGGUAUGAUUGCUGGACAUGUGUACUACUUUCUGGAAGAUGUGUACCCGCGGAUGACUGGCCGUCGACCCUUGAAGACUCCUUCGUUCAUCAAGGCUCUGUUUGCUGAUGACAAUGUUGUUGUGGCACAGGCACCCAAUGCUGGGGUUGGUGCGGGUGCAAGGUUUGGCGGUAUGGGUCCAGAUCCCCAGGUUCAAUGAUGACCUGAGGCUGUGACAGAUGUGAGGCGGCAAUUUGUUUAUCUGCUCAAGUUGCGAGAUUGUACAAGCUAAUGUUCUUGUGUAUUUAUACAGGCUUGAUGAGAGUUAUUGUGCAUAACAAAAGAUUAGUAGUAUCUGAGGCAGCUGAGUUUCUCACCCCUUGGCAACGCCGACCGAAAUGAUUGUGAUUGCCAGACAGGCCACCUCAAUACCUCAUGUUUCUGGAACUUGUUCUUGCAAUGGCUAACAUCAUCUGACCUGUUAGGCUGGUACUCUUUCAUGGAAUCAGUGUAGUCUAAGAAGCUCUUUCAACCAGAGUUAAGUUCGCUACUUUGGCCGUGAGAAUUUCAUCGAGCGUUGUAAUUGCAGAAUGGUGCAAAAAUUAGCUCUAACAUUGUGCAUUGUGGUGGUUGUUUGUUUGCCCUACUGAUUCUGUUGUUUCCGCAGUCUGGAUGUUCUGACCCUAUGUGUUUCAAUGACUCUUCUGUUUCCUCGGAUCUAAA